Lasiodiplodia theobromae is the source of this 1521-nucleotide messenger RNA. Its product is annotated as Carboxylesterase family protein. Lineage: Eukaryota; Fungi; Ascomycota; Dothideomycetes; Botryosphaeriales; Botryosphaeriaceae. The coding region runs from base 1 to 1521 and encodes 506 amino acids. The transcript has 5 exons. The record is from RefSeq and is a predicted model, not a curated record.
AUGCGUUCCCUCGCUGGCCUGUUCCUGGCUCAGUCCCUGGCCGCAGCGCUCCCUUCAGCGCACACUCGGGUAGCCAAUUCGGAUCUGUUGGUGGAUACAAACCUCUUCAAAGUCCAAGGCAAGCUCGCAGACAACACCACUACCGUCCGCUUUUUCGGCGGCAUCCCCUACGCCGAGCCGCCCGUCGGUACUGCGCGCUUCCGUCCCCCAGUCACCAAGCUGCCCGAGACAGACGUCAUCGAUGCCACCAAGUUCGGCUCGUCAUGCAUCCAGCUCGACACCGGCACGGAGACCGUCUACACGGAGUACCUCCCCGGCUUCCUCCUGACCCCCGGACAGACGCAGAGCGAGGAUUGCCUGUCGCUUAACAUUUGGGCGCCGCGGGCGCUCAAUGCAUCAAGUGAGCUGCUGCCGGUCAUGAUCUGGAUCCACGGAGGCGGCUUCACUGGAGGAGGCUCCGCGUCGCCGUACAAGUACGGAACGAACAUCGUCAGGGACCACCAGGAUGUCAUCGUGGUGGCUUUGAACUACCGCAUCACCAUCUUCGGCUUCCCCAACGCCGCAGCCCUGAACGGCGAGCACCUCAACCCCGGCCUCGAAGACCAGCGCAAGGCCGUCGAGUGGGUGUCGCAGAACAUCCGCGCGUUCGGCGGCGACCCUGACCGCAUGAUUCUGUUCGGCCAAUCUGCCGGCGGCAUGUCCGUCGACAAAUACGCCUACGCCUACCCCACCGACCCGCUCGUCAGCGGCCUCAUCGCGCAAUCCGGCCUCGCCGACUCGGGCCUCACCAAAAUCGACGCCGCCGGCACAAACUUCACCUACGUCGCCGAGCAGAUCGGCUGCUCCACCACCACGGCAUCCGAUGACGAAGUCCUCGCGUGCAUGCAGCAAGCCGACGCCGCAGACAUCAUCGCCGUGCUCAACACGUACAACGCCACCGCCAACGGCGGCCGCGCCCUGUCCUUCACGCCGGCCGCCGACGGCUUGACGAACUUUGCCGAUUACGAAGAGAGGCAGGAACAGGGCUUGUUCGCGCACGUGCCGACGCUCAUCGCGCAGGUCGACAACGAGGGCGCGACGCUCGUGUCGUUGCCGGAGGGCGACGCGGCGCCCAACCAGAGCGCGGUGGAUGCGAUUACGCGGAAUUUGGCGACGUGUCCGGGGGCGAGGGGGGCUGCGGCGAGGGUCAAGGCUGGGGUGCCGGUUUGGCGCGCAAGGUAUUUUGGCGAGUGGCCGAAUUUGAAUCCGCUGGAGUGGCUGGGGGCGUAUCAUUCUAGCGACAUUCCGAUGGUUUUUGGGACGAGUGAUCUGCUGGGCUCGAACACGGCGCUGGAGAAGCAAACGUCUGAGUACAUGCAGGGUGCCUGGGUGGCUUUCGCGAAAGACCCUGAGAAUGGGCUGAAGGAUCAGUAUGCUUGGCCGACGUAUGAGGCUGAGACCGAGUCGCUGGUGCAGCUGGGGUAUGAGGGAAAUGCGGGAGCUGUGUUUGCGAAGGGCGAUGCUUUCGACGAAUCUUGUUGA